AUGGCGAUGAGGGCGUGGAGGCGGAGCGCGGCGGCGAGGGCCCCGGCGCACCUGUGCCUGUGGCUGGCGCUCGUCGCCGCCACCCUGGUGCUCGCCCAGGUGCUCAUCCACCUCGGUAAGAAGUCGAACCUGUCGGAGGUGACGCACAAGGUCUACUUCGACAUUGAGAUCGACGGCAAGCCCGCAGGUCGGGUUGUCAUGGGACUUUUCGGCAAGGCUGUUCCUAAAACCGCAGAGAACUUCAGAGCACUCUGCACAGGAGAGAAAGGCAUGGGCAACAGCGGCAAGCCUCUCCACUACAAGGGGAGUUCGUUCCACAGAAUUAUCCCCAGCUUCAUGAUCCAAGGAGGUGACUUCACUCUUGGCGAUGGAAGGGGCGGUGAAUCAAUCUACGGCACAAAGUUCGCCGAUGAGAACUUCAAGCUCAAGCACACUGGACCAGGCUACCUUUCCAUGGCCAAUGCUGGGAGAGAUACCAAUGGAUCCCAGUUCUUCAUCACCACUGUAACCACGAGCUGGUUGGAUGGCAAGCACGUCGUGUUCGGCAAGGUGUUGUCUGGAAUGGACGUGGUCUACAAGGUUGAGGCCGAGGGCAAGCAGAACGGGACGCCAAAGAGCAAGGUUGUCAUCGCCGACAGCGGAGAAGUGCCGCUGUGA
This is a messenger RNA of Triticum turgidum subsp. durum (durum wheat), 657 nucleotides long. Lineage: Eukaryota; Viridiplantae; Streptophyta; Magnoliopsida; Poales; Poaceae. The record is from the annotation of a GenBank genome assembly.